Prosopis cineraria is the source of this 1677-nucleotide messenger RNA. RefSeq names its product probable choline kinase 2. Gene Ontology annotation, molecular function: ethanolamine kinase activity; choline kinase activity. The transcript is spliced from 8 exons. The record is from RefSeq and is a predicted model, not a curated record. Lineage: Eukaryota; Viridiplantae; Streptophyta; Magnoliopsida; Fabales; Fabaceae. Bases 462 to 1511 code for a protein of 349 amino acids. Gene Ontology annotation, cellular component: cytoplasm. Gene Ontology annotation, biological process: phosphatidylcholine biosynthetic process; phosphatidylethanolamine biosynthetic process.
UUUCCCUCUCCCGUUUUUCUCUCUUAGUUUAUGUUUUGUCAACUUUUGAUGAUUUCUAUUACAAUUGUGUUCCCUAAUCAUCUCACUUUUGUUCAUGUUUUUCACUUCUGAUAUCUGCACUUCUCUGUUUCUUCUUUGACUUGAAAAUAUCUCAGUCAAACCAGUUAUGUUCCUGAUAUUAUUUUCUCAUUCUUUGGCGUGCUUCUAAAACACCAAUUCAACCUUUAGACUUUUUUCUCAUUGGAUUCACAGCUGGGCUGUUGAAAUUUUCUUCUUUGUUUCAGUGGGUCUGUCUGUUGUUCCUUCAUGAACGCUUGGCUUUGCUCUGUUUGUCUCCCUCUGUUCUUCAGAUUCGAUUGAACACCGAAUCAACAUUUCACUACACAGGGGUUUGUAUUGCAUUGCAAUUCUGCAACCUGUUUCCUGAAGCUAGUAAUCUUUCUGAGUUAUUGAAACUUGAAAUGGCGAUAAAGACGAUGGAACUGUUGAAAGGAGGAGGGGUGACAGGGGAGGAGAUAAUGGAGGUUCUGGCGACGGUGCCGGCGGAGUUGGGGGACGCCAUAGAAGAGGCAGAGGAGACGAUGCAGGUUAUACCGCUGAAGGGUGCGAUGACGAACGAGGUGUUUCAGAUCAAGUGGUGGUCCCAAAACGACUGCGUAUUGAGGAGAGUGCUGGUGAGGCUGUACGGAAGAGGAGUAGAGAUCUUCUUCAACCGAGAGGAAGAGAUCAGGACGUUUCAGUGCGUGGCGGAGCACGGCCAGGGCCCCCGCCUUCUCGCCUGCUUUGCCGCCGGCAGAGUUGAAGAGUUCAUCAACGCCACUACAUUAUCAGCAGCUGACAUCCGUGAUCCAGAAAUAUCUGCUCUCAUUGCAUCGAAGAUGAGAGAGUUUCAUAAGCUUCGUAUGCCUGGUGACCGAAAAGUCCAGAUUUGGCACAAAGCUAGGAAAUGGCUUAAUUUGGCAAAAAGUUUAAGUAGCACAAAGGACGCAAAGAAUUUUGGGUUGGAGGAAAUGGAUGAAGAAAUAAACAAGCUAGAGAAUCUGAUAUCUGAUUCUGAAGGGUAUCAUCAAGAGAUUGGUUUUUGUCACAAUGACCUCCAAUAUGGUAACAUUAUGAUGGACAAAGACUCCAGAAGCAUCACCAUCAUUGAUUAUGAAUAUGCAAGUUACAAUCCCAUUGCAUAUGACCUAGCAAACCAUUUCUGUGAAAUGACAGCAGAUUAUCACUCUGACACGCCUCAUCUUCUUGACUACACUAAAUAUCCAGAUUUUGAAGAGCGUCAAGGGUUUGUGAAGAUUUAUCUCAGUGCUGAAGGCAAGAAGCCAAGCAAUGCAGAAGUGGAGCAAUUAGUGAACAAUUCAGAGAAGUACACCCUCGCAAAUCACCUGUUUUGGGGAUUAUGGGGACUUAUUUCUAGUUAUGUCAACAAGAUUGACUUUGACUACAAGGAGUAUGCAAGGCAGAGGUUUCAGCAGUACUGGCUUAAAAAGCUUACUUUAUUGGAACGGUGAAGUUGAGCCUAGCAUGCAUUUCAUCAUGAAUAUGAUAUUUUAAGGCAUGAUUUGUAGUGUAAUUCAUGUCAGUAAGUAAUAAUUGUGUUGUGGAUUUUGAUAAUUUUUACUAAUAACUGCCUUUCAAUCCCUCUGUUUUGGGAAUGAGCUAGAGAAUUUGUAGUAA